Molecule: messenger RNA, 5980 nt
Organism: Myiozetetes cayanensis
Lineage: Eukaryota; Metazoa; Chordata; Aves; Passeriformes; Tyrannidae
Gene: TAF1
Product: TATA-box binding protein associated factor 1
Exons: 39
Coding region: 22-5601 (1859 amino acids)
Biological process (GO): RNA polymerase II preinitiation complex assembly; transcription by RNA polymerase II; DNA-templated transcription initiation
Cellular component (GO): transcription factor TFIID complex
Molecular function (GO): TBP-class protein binding; RNA polymerase II general transcription initiation factor binding; DNA binding
Source: RefSeq, a predicted model, not a curated record
CCGUGUCCGGGUCGCGCCGCGAUGUCGGACUCGGAGAGCGAGGAGGAUGGGGACGGCGGCCGCGCCGAGCCCUUCUCCCUGGCCGGGUUCCUCUUCGGCAACAUCAACGAGGCGGGGCAGCUGGAGGGGGACAGUGUCCUCGACAAGGAAUCCAAGAAGCACUUGGCGGGGCUGGGCGUGCUGGGACUGGGCAACCUGAUCACUGAGAUCACAGCCAGCGAGGAGGAGAGCCCGGAGAGCGAGGGAGCACACCUGGACGAGGAAGGCUGGGUGAAGAGCACGGAAGAUGCUGUUGAUUACUCAGACAUCACCGAGGUGGCAGAGGACGAGAGCCGGCGGUACAAGCAGGCGAUGGGCAGCCUGCAGCCAGCUCGAAGGCCAGACGAAGACGAGGACGAUUACGAUGCCGACUGUGAAGAUAUCGAUUCCAAGCUGAUGCCGCCGCCACCACCACCUCCAGUACCUGGGAAAAAAGAAGAUGAAAAGGAUGCAGCCGCCACUGGAGUCAUGCAGCGAGAUGCUACCAAACAGUUGCCGAGUGUCACAGAGCUCUUCCCAGAAUUUCGGCCAGGCAAGGUGCUGCGUUUCCUGCGUCUCUUUGGCCCCGGAAAGAACGUCCCGUCGGUCUGGAGAAGCGCCCGGAGGAAACGCAAGAAGAAGCAUCGGGAGUUGGCCCAAGAAGUGCAGAUACAGGAGGGUGAAGUUGUGGCUGAGAGUGGAGUGGAAGGAAAAUCUCCUUGGGAGUAUGAGUUUGCUGCUCCUCCGCCUCCUGAGCAGUGCCUUUCAGAUGAUGAGAUUACCAUGAUGGCACCCGUGGAGUCCAAGUUCUCCCAGUCGACUGGUGACAUCGACAAAGUGACAGACACAAAGCCCAAGGUGGCAGAGUGGCGUUACGGCCCCGCACAGCUCUGGUAUGACAUGCUGGGCAUCCCUGAGGAUGGCAGUGGAUUUGAUUACGGUUUCAAGCUGAAGGAGAAGAGCGAGCAGGAGGUUAAAGGACACGCAGAUGAGGGGGACUCGGAGUCAACGAAGGAGAAGGAUGAUCUGCUAGCUGAUGAGCACUUCCUUAUGGUGACACAGCUCCAGUGGGAAGAUGAUGUCAUCUGGAAUGGAGAGGAUGUCAAGCACAAGGGGACUAAGACACAGCGUGCAAGUUUGGCAGGCUGGCUGCCAUCGAGCAUGACUAGAAAUGCCACUGCAUACAAUGCCCAGCAAGGUUUGAACCGCAGUGGCUCUUUGCUCAAUUCACCAAUUCCACUAGCACAGAAGCCCAGUGUAGCAGGAGUCCUGGGUCUAGCAAAGUGCAAAGAAAAGGCCCCUGAACAGCAAGUUUCCCUGGAUGAAGACAAGCCCUGGUACUCUAUUUUCCCAAUUGACAAUGAAGAGCUGGUGUAUGGUCGUUGGGAAGACAAUAUCAUCUGGGAUGAUCAGGCAAUGGAAACCUACUUGGAUCCCCCCGUCUUGACACUUGAUCCAAAUGACGAAAACAUAAUUCUGGAAAUUCCUGAUGAAAAGGAAGAAAUGACUUUGAACUCUCCAUCCAAGGAGAACAAGAAAGAAUCUUCUCUAAAGAAGAGUCGAAUCCUGUUGGGAAAAACAGGUGUCAUCAAGGAAGAGCCACAGCAGAAUAUGUCUCAGCCAGAGGUGAAGGAUCCCUGGAACCUCUCCAAUGAUGAGUUUUACUACCCCAAACAGCAGGGACUUCGAGGAACCUUUGGAGGCAACAUCAUUCAGCACUCCAUCCCAGCCGUGGAGCUUCGCCAGCCGUUCUUUCCCACCCACAUGGGUCCCAUGAAGCUGCGGCAGUUCCAUCGGCCCCCGCUGAAGAAAUACUCCUUCGGGGCCCUGUCCCAGCCGGGGCCCCACGCCGUGCAGCCCCUGCUGAAGCACAUCAAGAAGAAAGCCAAGAUGAGGGAGCAGGAGCGCCAGGCGUCCGGCGGGGGGGAGAUGUUCUUCAUGCGCACGCCGCAGGACCUCACCGGCAAGGAUGGCGACCUCAUCCUGGCCGAGUACAGCGAGGAGAACGCCCCUCUGAUGAUGCAGGUUGGCAUGGCAACCAAGAUUAAAAAUUACUACAAAAGGAAACCUGGCAAAGAUCCAGGAGCUCCAGACUGUAAAUAUGGAGAGACUGUUUAUUGUCACACUUCCCCAUUCCUGGGUUCUCUGCAUCCAGGCCAGUUACUGCAGGCAUUUGAAAACAAUCUUUUCCGGGCCCCUAUUUAUUUACACAAGAUGCCUGAAACUGAUUUUCUGAUCAUCCGGACACGCCAAGGAUAUUACAUCCGAGAACUAGUGGAUAUUUUUGUAGUUGGUCAGGAGUGCCCACUUUAUGAAGUUCCUGGUCCCAACUCUAAACGAGCCAACACCCAUAUCAGAGAUUUCCUGCAGGUCUUUAUUUAUCGCCUCUUCUGGAAGAGCAGGGACCGCCCUCGGAGGAUCCGGAUGGAGGACAUCAAGAAGGCCUUUCCCUCCCACUCCGAGAGCAGCAUCCGCAAGCGGCUCAAGCUUUGUGCCGAUUUCAAGCGCACAGGGAUGGACUCAAACUGGUGGGUUCUGAAGCCAGAUUUCAGACUGCCAACAGAGGAGGAGAUCAGAGCAAUGGUGUCCCCAGAGCAGUGCUGUGCCUAUUACAGCAUGAUUGCAGCUGAGCAGCGACUGAAGGAUGCAGGUUACGGGGAGAAAUCCUUCUUUGCACCAGAAGAGGAGAAUGAAGAGGAUUUCCAAAUGAAGAUUGAUGAUGAGGUGCGCACGGCUCCGUGGAACACCACGCGGGCCUUCAUUGCUGCCAUGAAGGGCAAGUGCCUCCUGGAAGUGACUGGUGUCGCAGAUCCUACUGGUUGUGGUGAAGGCUUUUCUUAUGUCAAGAUUCCAAACAAACCGACCCAGCAGAAGGAUGAUAAAGAGCCUCAGCCAGUGAAGAAGACAGUGACUGGGACAGACGCUGAUCUGCGCCGGCUUUCUCUCAAAAACGCCAAACAGCUUCUGCGUAAAUUUGGAGUUCCUGAGGAGGAGAUAAAGAAGCUGUCCCGGUGGGAGGUGAUCGAUGUGGUCCGUACGAUGUCCACGGAGCAGGCUCGCUCAGGGGAAGGCCCUAUGAGCAAAUUUGCACGUGGCUCUCGGUUCUCUGUGGCAGAACAUCAGGAGAGGUACAAAGAGGAGUGUCAGCGCAUCUUUGAUUUACAGAAUAAGGUUCUGGAAUCCACCGAGAUCCUGUCAACAGACACAGACAGCAGCUCAGCUGAAGACAGUGACUUUGAAGAGAUGGGCAAGAAUAUUGAGAACAUGUUACAGAACAAGAAAACCAGUUCUCAGCUCUCUCGGGAAAGAGAAGAGCAGGAACGAAAGGAAUUGCAGAGGAUGCUUCUGGGAGAAGACAGUGGCAAUGACAAAGAGAGGGGCAAAAAGGACAGGAGAGACAAAAAGGGGCUGUCUUCAGGAGCCUCAGCCAGCUCUCACAAGGAUGAUGACACUGCCUCUGUAACCAGCCUCAAUUCCUCUGCCACUGGCCGGCGCCUCAAGAUCUACCGCACGUUCCGAGACGAGGAUGGGAAGGAAUACGUGAGAUGCGAGACGGUCCGGAAACCCGCGGUCAUCGACGCCUACUGCCGGAUACGGACCACCAAGGACGAAGAGUUCAUACGAAAGUUUGCUCUGUUUGAUGAGCAGCACCGUGAGGAGAUGCGGAAGGAGCGGCGCAGGAUCCAGGAGCAGUUACGGCGCCUGAAACGGAACCAAGAGAAAGAGAAACUCAAGGGCCCUCCAGAAAAGAAGCCCAAGAAAAUGAAAGAGCGUCCAGACUUGAAACUGAAAUGUGGAGCAUGUGGUGCCAUUGGGCAUAUGAGGACUAAUAAGUUCUGCCCUCUCUACUACCAAACCAAUGCUCCACCUUCCAAUCCCGUUGCAAUGACAGAGGAGCAGGAGGAAGAGCUGGAAAAAACAGUCAUUCACAAUGAUAAUGAAGAACUCAUCAAAGUAGAAGGGACAAAAAUUGUCCUGGGAAAACAGCUGAUUGAGAGUGCUGAUGAGGUUCGCAGGAAAUCACUGGUCCUGAAGUUUCCUAAACAGCAGCUCCCUCCAAAGAAGAAGCGGCGAGUGGGGACGACAGUUCACUGUGAUUAUCUGAAUCGUCCCCACAAAUCCAUCCACCGGCGGCGAACAGACCCCAUGGUGACGCUGUCAUCCAUCCUGGAGGGCAUCAUCAAUGACAUAAGGGAUCUUCCUAAUACAUACCCCUUCCAUACGCCUGUGAACCCCAAAGUUGUCAAGGAUUAUUACAAGAUCAUCACCCGGCCCAUGGAUUUGCAGACCCUGCGUGAAAACGUCCGGAAGAGGCAGUACCCGUCCCGGGAGGAGUUCAGGGAACACCUGGAGCUGAUUGUGAAGAACAGUGCAACCUACAAUGGGCCAAAGCACUCCCUGACCCAGAUUUCUCAGUCCAUGCUGGACCUGUGUGAUGAGAAGCUAAAGGAGAAGGAAGAUAAACUGGCUCGAUUAGAGAAAGCAAUUAAUCCCCUCCUGGAUGAUGAUGAUCAAGUGGCCUUUUCCUUCAUUUUGGAUAACAUUGUCACUCAGAAGAUGAUGGCAGUUCCAGAUUCUUGGCCGUUCCAUCACCCAGUUAACAAGAAGUUUGUUCCUGAUUACUACAAGGUGAUUGCUAACCCGAUGGAUCUGGAGACCAUCCGCAAGAAUAUCUCCAAACACAAGUACCAGAACAGAGAGACUUUCCUGGAUGAUGUUAACCUCAUCCUUGCCAACAGCAUCAAGUACAAUGGGCCAGACAGUCAGUACACAAAAACAGCCCAGGAGAUUGUGAACAUCUGCUAUCAGACUUUAGCUGAGUACGACGAGCACCUGACUCAACUGGAGAGAGACAUCUCCACUGCUAAGGAGGCAGCACUGGAGGAGGCAGAUCUGGAGAGUCUUGAUCCAAUGACCCCUGGGCCCUACACCCCACAGAUGCGCCAGGGGCGAGGAAGGCUGGGAGAGGAAGACUCUGACGUAGAUAUCGAAGGAUUUGAUGAGGAUGAUGAUGGGAAGCCCAAGACUCCGGCCCCAGAGGUGGAAGAUGCGGAUGGUGACCUUGCUGAUGAGGAAGAAGGAUCAGCCCAGCAGCCCCAGGCCAGUGUCCUCUAUGAAGACUUGCUUAUGUCUGAUGGAGAGGAUGAUGAUGAUGGGAGUGAUGAAGAGGGGGACAAUCCUUUCUCAUCCAUCCAGCUGAGUGAGAGUGGCAGCGACUCAGACGUGGAGCCCAAUGCGGUGAGACCUAAACAGCCUCAUGUUCUCCAAGAGAACACGAGGAUGGGCAUGGACAACGAGGAAAGCAUGAUGUCUUACGAAGGAGAUGGUGGGGAGACAUCUCACGUUAUGGAGGACAGCAACAUCAGUUACGGCAGCUACGAAGAACCAGACCCCAAAUCCAAUACGAGAGACACGAGCUUCAGCAGCAUCGGAGGGUACGAGAUCUCCGAAGAGGAGGAGGAGGAGGAACAGCAGCGCUCGGGGCCAAGCGUGUUAAGUCAGGUCCAUCUGUCUGAGGAUGAGGAAGACAGCGAGGACUUCCAUUCCAUCGCGGGAGACAGCGACCUGGACUCAGAUGAAUGAACUCCCUCUCCUGAGAUGGUGAUUGUCCUGGGCCACUCCUGGCUCCUGAAUGUCUCUCGUCCCAGUUUGGUGUAAGGAACAGUGGAACGCGGACUGUGUUAACGAGCAGAUUAAUUUUUUUUCAUAUAAUGUUUUAAUUGGUUAUAAAACAUGUUUUGGGGUGGAGUGAACGGUGAAAAAUAAGCUUUAGCCAAACGUGCUCUGCUGAAGCCUUGGCUUGUUGUAGCCUGGACCAGCUCCAGCAUCCAGAUCCAGUUCAGUCUUUAUAGAUGUAAAACAAUUCCUCAGAAAUACUGGCCAGUCAGACACAUUCAUGUCUGUCAGGAAAAAGAAAAGCCUGCUCAGAAUAAAACACCUGCUGUUGAUAAACAAGUAUAAA